AUGACGCCCACCCCUUCUAUGCCUCCCGAUGUCCGAAGAGAUAUUGUGCUCAAUAUACUCCAUACGGUGGCGGGGGCCACCCGCUCUAACUUAUUCACCCAGGAGAUUAUGGGUCUAGGAGCCACCGUUGAGACAUUCGAACCGAAUGACAAAGAUUUCUUGGCCUCCCAGACGCAAUGUCUUUUCGAGCCCAUUUCCGAGAAGGCCAUCAAACCAUGGAAAAUAUCGGCCACUUACGUCGCGGAGUCGGCAUCCUCAAAUAUCACAAUCGCUACGCUGCAGGUGUUCAAUUUCAUCAGGAUACAGUUCAGCUACCGCCGCCAAGGGAAAACCUACCUGAGUAAGACAUUUGGGUGGGAUCGGAUCGACUUUGAGAAGUUCUGCGGUGGUAAGGACUCGGGGUUCCUCUUUUCUCCGUCCGGGAAAUGUAGGGGCGUCGACACUCCGGCCUGGAGUCAUCAAUUAGUACAAGAGUGGUGGGAUGGCGAAAUCCUCGCCGGACCCUCUGUCCGUUUCGUUCUCUGCACGGAUGGGAUUGCCGAGGAAAACAGUCUACUAAUAAGUGAGCUUGGAGCAAUCGCUCAGGUCAUUGAAUAUCGCCGCACCCAGCCGGAGUUCCUGACCGCCAUGCUAUUCCCAGUGAGCUAA
This is a messenger RNA of Penicillium bovifimosum, 648 nucleotides long. RefSeq lists its product as uncharacterized. The record is from RefSeq and is a predicted model, not a curated record. Bases 1 to 648 code for a protein of 215 amino acids. The transcript has 3 exons. Lineage: Eukaryota; Fungi; Ascomycota; Eurotiomycetes; Eurotiales; Aspergillaceae.